This is a messenger RNA of Sitodiplosis mosellana (orange wheat blossom midge), 1152 nucleotides long. RefSeq names its product regulator of microtubule dynamics protein 1-like. The coding region runs from base 161 to 1057 and encodes 298 amino acids. Gene Ontology annotation, molecular function: microtubule binding. The transcript is spliced from 5 exons. Gene Ontology annotation, cellular component: cytoplasm; spindle microtubule; mitotic spindle pole. Lineage: Eukaryota; Metazoa; Arthropoda; Insecta; Diptera; Cecidomyiidae. The record is from RefSeq and is a predicted model, not a curated record.
AUCAAAGCAAACUGUGGCUCGUGUGUACGAUUUACCAGUUACAACGUGUGUGCGAAGCGGUCGAAUUCUUGCGAGGUGAAUUGUCGUCUUAGUUCGCGCCUUAUGUACACACGUUCUAACUGGUAAGUUGUACUCACACUAUACUCGCAUCAACGAAUAUAUGACCGAAGUAGCAACUGGUAAAAUGUGCUGUGUACCAGCCAAAAUUCUGAUUACGAGCAUCGCUGAGAAACAGGAAUUGCUGUUUGUACCGUGUGGCCAUAGGUCAGUCUAUCAAAUAUACCGUUUUAAUUGUCGUAAGUUUCCGUGUCGCCGUGAAAUUGGUUGGACAUUGACAUUGAUUGGAUCGUCAAAGGUGAAAAUGGCUGAAGAAACGGAUUUGCAACAUUUGCUUCAAAAUGCGGAUCAAUUAUUCGAUGAAAAUCAAUAUCAAGAGGCGAUUGAUCUGUUGAAAAAAUUCCCGAAUCAAUCGGAUGCAAAUAUUCUGUGGCGUGAAGCGCGCGCCUUAUUUAAGUUGUCGGGAACAAACAAAGCGAAGAAAGAGGAAAGCAUUCGUGAGGGCUAUGAAUUGAUACAAAAAGCAUUGGAAUUGGACGAAAACAAUUACGCUUGCCAUAAAUGGAUGGCCGUUUUGCUGGAUGCUAAGAGUGAAUUGGAUGGGAUAAAGGUGCGCGUUGGUCAAUUGGCAAAUGUGAAGAAGCAUAUGCAAAAGGCCGUUGAUUUAAAUUCGGAAGACCCGACCAACUGGCAUUUGCUUGGUAAUUUCGCAUUCGGUUUGGCUGAUAUGCCAUGGUAUCAGCGAAAAAUUGUGUCAGCCAUUUUCGCAACGCCGCCGACUGGUACAUACGAAGAGGCGCUGGACUAUUUCCUCAAAGCCGAGGAAAAGAAAGCCAAUUUCUAUUCAAUGAACCUCCUCUUCAUCGGAAAGUGCUAUUACAAUAUGAAGAACAACGAAAAGGCCAAAGAAUUCAUCACCAGAGCAGCUAACGUUCAAGUUGUGAACGAGGAUGACAAGAAAUGCAAGGAAGAAGCGACUGCUCUAUUAAAAAAAUUGUAAUCACAUGUAUUUUUUUAACGAAUGGAAUGGUUCGGUAUAUUUUUCUAAUAAUGUCAUUGAAUAAAGCGUGUGUGGGUGUUUUAACGGAUAAACAA